AUGGACAGCGGCUUCCUGCAACCUGGAGAGACUCUUGAAGAUGACUACGAUACACUAGCGCCUCUCUUGCCAGAAGAGCUCAUCGGCAUCAUGGACCAGUUACUUUGUCACGAGAUGGCAUGGCAUACUGGAUACCCUUUGUCACAGACACUAUUCACAUCGGUGUACAUUGACAAGCUCCUCUGGCCAGAGACACGAAUCUUGGAGAAGGUCCAAUUCUAUCGCGGCGACAUCCCUGACGAGCAAAGGCCUGGACCAUUGUUGCAAGUGCUCAGAGCAUAUUGCUUAGCACUCAUCAAAGGUUGCGAUUAUGUGAUCGCGAAGAUCGCUGGGAGGGACUAUUUUGAGGAGGAGGACUUUUGCACGCAUACCUACAAUCGUGUUCUACUCGUUAUACCACCGAGACCAAUUGUCGAACUCGAGUUCAAAGAUGCACUGGAAAAGCUGCAGCAGAUUACUACGGACUGUGAAGAGGCAACACGCUUCACCACGCUUCCACAAGAUCCGCUCGAGUACCAAUCCUUCCUAUGGUACUUCGCAUCUCGCUCGCCACAACCAUUGGCAUAUGCUCGCUCCUACCUCGCGACCCUUCUAUUCCAUCCUGACGUCCUUCAAUCUCCCAUAUCCCUCCCCCUUGCCGACAUCAGAACACUCGUUUUCCCAUCCUCGCCUGUCCUCGAUCCCUCAAAUUGGGCCUACUCCCCACCACGCAACCCGAUGCUUCCCAAACCGCCACGUCUUCAACUCGCCAUGCUCAUUGACGAAUUCGUUGACCGUUCCGGCUCGCCGUAUAUGGAUCUUUGGGUCGCACUGGGCCAGAAUCGAUGCCGCCUGCGCCGAAUGCUCACACAUGUCAUCGCUGCGUGGGACAUGCUACAAGGCGAUGCCGCCGCUGUAGACGAAGACAUCAAUGCUGCCGCCACGGAGUUACAGAUCGCUGAUCACGUACUCACGUUCUCGCUCAGUACAUGGACCUACCACAAGAAGCUCUGGAUGAUUGAGAAGAUCAUCCUCCUAGGCUUCGAACAAGACAUCUACCUCCCCGAUGAGUUCGCCGAACUCCUGAAGAAAGUCGAAGCGCACUAUGUCGCUCGCGCCUCUGAACUUUUCCAAUCCCGCCGCCUGCGGGAUGCACAGGACGUCGACGACGCGACGCCAUACAUCGACAGCCUCCUCGCUGAAGUCGAAGGCAUCGCAUCACUUAGUCUCGCACUCGCGCGCUUCAACAUCGUUCUGCUGUAUCUCGGCCUCCUACCCAUGCCCAAACGGCCCUUCGGUACAGAAGAACUGCGCUACGAGCUACGCAUGAAGCCCUUCCUCAGCUUGCAACCCCCUGAAGUCCCGCCCUUUGCGGACUUCAAGGAACACACGCAGCCGUAUGGCGCGUACUCUUCACCCGUCGACGCAUUCAAAGCAGAUCUACUUGACGCAAAGUCCGAGCUAUGGACGGAAAUCGACAGCAGCCUGAAAGGCGCGAAGGAGGCGUUUGCAGAGUAUAAGAAACUAGGUGCACGGGCGGCGAAGACAGAGGGCGUGGAGAAGGCGUGGGCAAAGGAUGUGCAGAGCGUGUUGGCAAGUUGUAUUGCGCUGGGCGUGGCGGUGGCUGGUGUCAAGGAUGCAGUUAUGAAAGCUGGAGAAGGAGGGGGGGUGGGUGUGAAGAUUGAGGUUCCGGAGAGUGGGGCGGGGAAGAGGUAUGCGGAGGGGUGGGUUGUUGUCAAGGUUGCGAAGGAGUAG
Parastagonospora nodorum SN15 is the source of this 1734-nucleotide messenger RNA. RefSeq lists its product as hypothetical. Gene Ontology annotation, biological process: N-terminal peptidyl-methionine acetylation. The transcript is spliced from 3 exons. Gene Ontology annotation, cellular component: NatC complex. Bases 1 to 1734 code for a protein of 577 amino acids. The record is from RefSeq and is a predicted model, not a curated record. NCBI's taxonomy places the organism in Eukaryota, Fungi, Ascomycota, Dothideomycetes, Pleosporales, Phaeosphaeriaceae.